UUGCAAUUGUUAUGGUCUUGUUUUCCAUAGAAAUGGUGGUUGUUGAAGCUGCCAAAGAGGGAUCGUUUAAGUCAAAAACCCGAAAGUUUACCUUUUCUGAGAUUGUGAGCAUUAAUGGCGACUUUGAAACAGUUAUAGGAAGAGGAGGAUCUGGAAAAGUUUAUCAUGGCCACUUGAAAGAUGGCACUCAAGUUGCUGUGAAAUUGCUCUCUCCAUCAUCAACUCAGACAAAGGAAUUUCACGCUGAGGUACAACUCUUGAUGAGAAUUCAUCAUAGAAACUUAGCUACACUUCUAGGGUAUUGUUAUGAAGGUAAAAAUAUGGCACUCAUCUCUGAAUACAUGGCUAAUGGAAAUGUGCAGCAGCAUCUAUCAGAGAAAACAGCAAAUGUUUUGAGUUGGAAAGAAAGAGUUCAAAUUGCGGUGGAUGCUGCACAAGGUGUUUUGACCUGCAGAUAUUACUCAACCUUCAAGUUAAAUGAGAAGAGUGACGUUUACAGAUUUGGGAUUGUACUUUUGGAGCUAAUUACUGGCCAACCUGCCAUAACGAAAGAAACCAAAGUCAUUCACUUAGUUGAUCGAGUUAACAACAUUGUGGAUCCAAGGUUGCGAGAUUUCAACAUCAACUCUGCCUGGAAAAUUUUAGAGACUGCCAUGGCAUGUGUACCAACAACCGCCACCCAAAGGCUGAACAUGAGUCACGUACUGAUGGAAUUAAAAGGGGGGUUGGCAAUGGAGAUGACUCAGGGAAGAAGUUUGAGGAUGGAGAGCAAUGAUAUGGGAGCUGGGCGAUCACUCGAAUUGUCUCCCAUAGAUCUUGAAAUCAGCAUGGCUCCCAAAUCUAGGUAG
Ilex paraguariensis (yerba mate) is the source of this 848-nucleotide messenger RNA. Lineage: Eukaryota; Viridiplantae; Streptophyta; Magnoliopsida; Aquifoliales; Aquifoliaceae. The record is from the annotation of a GenBank genome assembly.